AUGGCUGGUGUGUUCCAUUUUUCUCUUUUAGCUUAUGUUCCCGAGGAAGAGCUGAAGGCGGCCGAGAUCGAUGAAGAAACCGUGGAAGAGGGUGAGCUCUCGUUGGACAUUCAGGAGAGCGACUAUUUGUGCAAUGAAGAAACUGAAAUCAAAGAGGCCCAGAGCUACCAGAACUCUCCAGUCAGCACAGCCACCAACCAGGAGGCGGGCUACGGGUCCCCUUUCAGUGAGAGCAGUGACCAGCUAGCCCACUUCAAGCUGUCCUCCUCUUCCCGUGAGGAGAAGGAGGACACUCCAGGCCCCGACACUGUUUCCUACCCCCAGGACAGCUUGGCACAAAUCAAAGCUGUCUAUGCCAACUUGUUCUCCGAAUCCUGCUGGUCCAGCUUAGCGCUGGACCUGAAGAAGUCCAGCUUGACCACCAGCAACAGCGAUGCCAGCCGGAAGGAGAGCGCCACGCCCACUCCGCCCGCCACCACCAGUACCGCCAGCACGAACGCGCACACCACCAGCACCAGUACUAGUGUCAGCGCCGGUGCCAGCCAUGGCAAUGGUGGUGGCAGUGGCGCCAGUAACAGCAGCAGCUCUGGGUAUGACUGGCACCAGGCAGCCCUGGCAAAGACCCUGCAGCAGACAUCCUCCUAUGGCCUGCUGCCCGAGCCCAGUCUGUUCAGCACCGUGCAGCUAUACCGUCAGAACAACAAGCUAUAUGGGUCCGUGUUCACCGGCGCCAGCAAGUUCCGGUGCAAGGACUGCAGCGCCGCCUACGACACGCUGGUGGAGCUGACAGUGCACAUGAACGAGACGGGGCACUACCGCGAUGACAACAGGGACAAGGACGCCGAGAAGACCAAGCGCUGGUCCAAGCCCAGGAAGCGCUCUCUGAUGGAGAUGGAGGGCAAGGAGGAUGCCCAGAAGGUGCUCAAGUGCAUGUACUGUGGCCACUCGUUUGAGUCCUUGCAGGACCUCAGUGUCCACAUGAUCAAAACAAAGCAUUACCAGAAAGUGCCUCUGAAGGAACCGGUCCCCGCCAUCACCAAGCUGGUGCCUUCCACCAAAAAGCGCGCACUCCAGGACUUGGCCUCGCCCUGCUCGCCAGAGCCUGCAGGGGUCGCUGCGGACGUCACGCUGAAUGAGUCUGGGAAGGACCAGAAGACCGCGAACCCCUAUGUGACACCCAACAACCGCUACGGCUACCAGAAUGGUGCUAGCUACACCUGGCAGUUCGAGGCCCGCAAAGCGCAGAUCCUCAAGUGCAUGGAGUGUGGCAGCUCCCAUGACACCUUGCAGCAGCUCACGGCCCACAUGAUGGUCACUGGCCACUUCCUGAAGGUGACCACGUCCGCCUCCAAGAAGGGCAAGCAGCUGGUUCUGGAUCCUGUGGUGGAGGAAAAGAUCCAGUCUAUUCCACUGCCACCCACCACGCACACCCGGCUGCCCACUGCCGCCAUCAAGAAGCCGCCCGACUCGCCGGCGGGGUCCACUACAUCGGAGGAGAAGAAAGAGCCGGAGAAGGUGAAGGUGCCCACCACGGCCAGCGAGGUGGAUGAGAAGAUCAAGGAGGAGAGCGAGGAGAGCGCCGAGAAGUUUGAGCCCACUGCGCCCUACCAGUACCUGAGGGAGGAGGACCUGGACGACAGCUCCAAGGGAGGAGUAGACAUCCUCAAGUCGCUGGAGAACACGGUCACCACGGCCAUCAGCAAGGCCCAGAACGGCGCGCCCUCCUGGGGCGGCUACCCCAGCAUCCACGCCGCCUACCAGCUUCCGGGCUCCGUGAAGCCGCUGCCGCCUGCUGUGCAGACGGUCCCCAUGCAGCCAUCCUAUGCCAGUGGUGCCAAGUCCCUGCCAUCUGAGCACAGCGCCCUCCUGCACUCGCCCGGCAGCCUGACGCCCCCACCGCACCGGAGCAACGUGUCCGCCAUGGAGGAGCUGGUGGAGAAAGUCACUGGCAAGAUUAGCAUCAAGAAGGAAGAGCGGUCCUCCACCGCUGACAAGGACAAGGGCUCCCCGGCCAAGCCCGUGUCCCCGGGGGCCAAGGAGAACAAAGAUGUCCCCAAGGCCGAAGAGGUCAGCAGCAAGCAGCCGCCCAAGAAGAGCCCAGAGGCCGAGGCGGGGAAGGCCAAAAAGGAGAGUCCAAGUGACGCACACCCCCCAAAUGGCACGGAGCCCCUGAAAGGCAAAGUGACCAACGGCUGCAGCGGCCUGGGCAUCAUUACGGACCACUCGCCCGAGCCACCCUUCAUCAACCCGCUGAGUGCGCUGCAGUCCAUCAUGAACGCCCACCUGGGCAAGGUGUCCAAGCCCGUCAGCCCGUCCCUGGACCCGCUGGCCAUGCUCUACAAGAUCAGCAACAGCGUGCUGGACAGGCCCACACAUCCUGGUGCCCCUGGCAAGCAGGCCGAUGCCAUCGACCGCUUCUACUAUGAGAGCAGUGACCAGCCCAUCGACUUGACCAAGGCCAAGAGCAAGCCCUUGGUGACGGGCGUCGGUGAUGCGGUCUCGUCGCCCCUGCGGGAGAGUGCAUUGAUGGACAUCUCUGACAUGGUCAAGAACCUCACGGGCCGCCUGACACCCAAGUCCUCUACGCCCUCCACUGUGUCCGAGAAGUCGGAUGCAGAUGGUAGCAGCUUCGAGGAGGCCCUGGAUGAGCUGUCGCCGGUGCACAAGCGGAAGGGGCGGCAGUCGAACUGGAACCCGCAGCACCUGCUCAUCCUGCAGGCCCAGUUUGCCUCCAGCCUGCGGGAGACCCCUGAGGGCAAGUACAUCAUGUCUGACCUGGGCCCCCAGGAACGGGUGCACAUCUCCAAGUUCACCGGCCUGUCCAUGACCACCAUCAGCCAUUGGCUGGCCAAUGUCAAGUACCAGCUGCGCAGGACAGGGGGGACCAAAUUCCUCAAGAAUCUGGACACAGGGCAUCCUGUGUUCUUUUGCAACGAUUGUGCCUCUCAGUUCAGGACUGCUUCCACAUACAUCAGCCACCUAGAGACCCACCUGGGCUUCAGUCUGAAGGACCUGUCCAAGCUGCCACUCAGCCAGAUUCAGGAGCAACACAGUGUGUCCAAAGUCCUCGCCGGCAAGGCCCUGGGCCCGCUGGGGGCCACAGACGAGGACCUGGGCUCCACAUUCCAGUGCAAGCUCUGUAACCGGACCUUUGCAAGCAAGCACGCGGUCAAGCUGCACCUCAGCAAGACCCACGGCAAGUCCCCCGAGGACCACCUGAUCUACGUCACUGAGCUGGAGAAACAGUAG
Molecule: messenger RNA, 3249 nt
Organism: Chrysochloris asiatica (Cape golden mole)
Lineage: Eukaryota; Metazoa; Chordata; Mammalia; Afrosoricida; Chrysochloridae
Gene: TSHZ1
Product: teashirt zinc finger homeobox 1
Exons: 2
Coding region: 1-3249 (1082 amino acids)
Biological process (GO): regulation of transcription by RNA polymerase II
Cellular component (GO): nucleus
Molecular function (GO): DNA-binding transcription factor activity, RNA polymerase II-specific; DNA binding
Source: RefSeq, a predicted model, not a curated record